Miscanthus lutarioriparius is the source of this 2727-nucleotide messenger RNA. The record is from the annotation of a GenBank genome assembly. NCBI's taxonomy places the organism in Eukaryota, Viridiplantae, Streptophyta, Magnoliopsida, Poales, Poaceae.
AUGAGGCAAUCAAAGCUGGGAGCACUGGCGGCAAGGCCGUGGUUGUUACUCCUCUGCCUCGCGCUCGCGCGAGCUGCCACCGCCACUGAGACCGGUGGUUUCAUCAGCAUCGACUGCGGCUUCCCGGGGACGACGAGCUACGUGGACGACACCACCACGCUGUCGUACGCCCCGGACGCCGCGUUCACCGACGACGCCGGCGAGAACUACAACAUCUCGGCUGCGCACGUCACGCCGGAGCUUGCGAGGAUCUACCGCGACGUGCGCAGCUUCGUCGAUGGCGCGCGUAACUGCUACACGCUCCGGUCCCUCGCGGUUGGGCUCAAGUACCUCCUCCGCGCCAGCUUCAUGUACGGCAACUACGACGGCCUCAACCGGCCGCCCGUCUUCGACCUCUACAUAGGCGUCAACCUGUGGAAGACGGUGAACGUGUCGGACCCGCCGGACGCCCGAGUCGUCGCGGAGGCCAUCGUUGUCGUGCCGGACGACUUCGUCCAGGUUUGCCUGGUGAACACCGGCUCCGGGACGCCGUUCAUCUCCGGGCUGGAGCUGAGGCCUCUCAAGAGCUCCAUCUACCCGCAAGUGAACCUGACACAGGGACUGGUCCUGCUAGGCAGGCGCAACUUCGGCCCGACUGAUAGUACAGACAUUGUCAGGUACCCUGACGAUCCAUACGACAGAGUAUGGAUACCUAUAAUUGACGCCACCGACUGGACCGUGAUAUCCACGACGGAAACGGUGCAGAACGAAUACCAUGACCUCUUCGAGGCGCCGUCUAAGGUGAUGCAGACGGCGAUCACACCGCGUGACGCUGCCAACAGCAUCAACUUCCACUGGGACUCUAAGCCGCAGUCCAAGGGCCCGUCGCUUGGGUACAUACCGGUCUUCCACUUCGCCGAUGUGCUGCAGGGCGGCGGCGUUCGCCAGUUCAACAUCAACAUCAACGACAAGCCGUGGUCUCAAUAUUACACGCCAUGGCACCUCUACAGUGGCUAUGUCUAUGGUACCAGCCCUUAUAGUAGCGACCAGACCCGGUAUAACGUCUCCAUCGUCAAGACAGCCAACUCAACGCUGCCGCCUAUCAUCAACGCCGCCGAGGUUUUCACCGUCAUCUCCACCACCGACGUUGGCACGGACUCGGAGGACGUCUCUGCUAUGAUGGCUAUCAAGGCGAAGUAUCAGGUGAAGAAAAACUGGAUGGGAGACCCGUGCGUUGCGGAGACUUUUAGGUGGGAUGGUCUGACGUGCAGCUAUGCCAUUUCCAGUCCUCCAAAAAUUACUGGCGUAAACAUGUCGUUCAGUGGUCUGAACGGUGACAUAUCAUCUGCUUUCGCAAAUCUCAAGGCCGUCCAAUCCUUGGAUUUGUCGCACAACAACCUGACGGGCUCAAUUCCUAGCGCCCUGUCACAAUUACCGUCACUGACAACUCUAGAUUUGACGGGGAAUCAGCUCAGCGGAUCAAUCCCCCCUGGACUUCUCAAAAAAAUCCAAGACGGCUCCUUAAAUCUAAUUUAUGCCGAUAAUCCAAACCUUUGCACCAACGGGGAUUCAUGUCAGACGGAGAAAGGAAAGAGCAAGGUAGCCAUCUACGUCGCUGUUCCUAUGGCUCUGGUUGUGGUGGCACUGACAGUACUGCUAUGUUGUUUGCUGCUGCGGCGAAAUAAGCGAGGGUCAGUGGACGUCUCUGUGAAGCCCCGGGACAAGACUUCGACGAGCCUUGCUCUAAUUGUUGCAGGCGACGAACACAGACGCAGCUCGCUGCGGCUUGAGAACCGCCGGUUCACAUACGAGGACCUAGAGAUGAUCACCAACAACUUCCAGCGUGUAAUUGGCCGGGGCGGCUUUGGAUACGUCUACGAGGGCUUCUUGGAGGAUGGCACUCAGGUGGCGGUCAAGAUAAGGUCUCAGUCGUCCAAUCAGGGUGCCAAGGAGUUCCUCACGGAGGCACAGAUCUUGACACGGAUCCAUCACAAGAAUCUCGUGUCCAUGAUCGGUUACUGCAAAGAUGGGGUGUACAUGGCGCUCGUGUACGAGUACAUGUCAGAAGGAUCCCUGCAAGAGCACAUUGCAGGGCUAGAGUAUCUGCACAAGGGCUGCAACCCGCCUCUCAUUCACAGGGACGUGAAGACAACCAACAUCCUACUGAAUGCGAAACUGGAGGCCAAGGUUGCUGAUUUUGGCUUAUCAAAGGCUUUGGAUCGUGACAUCUACACUCAUGCGUCCACAAACACACUUGUUGGCACACCAGGAUACGUCGAUCCAGAGUACCAGGCAACAAUGCAGCCAACCACUAAGAGCGAUGUGUACAGUUUCGGCGUGGUGCUGCUAGAACUGGUCACAGGGAGGCUUCCUAUCUUGCACAGCCCUCAGCCCACCAGCGUCAUCCAGUGGACACGGCAGCACCUGGCACGCGGCGACAUCGAGGGCGUGGUGGACGCGUCCAUGGGAGGCGACCAUGAUGUCAACAGCGUGUGGAAAGCCACGGAGAUCGCGCUCCAGUGCACCGAGCAAGCGUCGGCGCAGCGCCCCACCAUGACCGACGUGGUGGCGCAGCUCCUGGAGUGCCUCGAUCUCGAGAAGGGGCGCACCGGGGGCGACGCCAACAUAAGCUUCUUCUCCAACGGAGACAGCGGCGACACGACCUUGGGUUACAAUGCGCACGUUGCUAACCAAUCCACUGACAUGAGCCAGAGCAGUGCAUUGGCUACAGGUCCUGCCACGAGGUAA